GUUCCGUCUCGUCUUCGUUCCGUUCGCGUUUGUUGUUUGUUCGCGUUUGUUUGUACCGUUGCAAACAAUACACAAAUCAACAAUAAAUUACCAAAAUGUUUUAAAUGUUUAAUAAACUCUGUACCAAAUAAAACAAAAAGAAAAGUUUGAAAGCACGCAAGGUUUUUGGUUCUUGCUUUUUAGCUUUUAGCGCAUUUUGUCCGUUAGUUUUUCGUUCGAAUUUUCACAAAAAAAAAGCCGUUCAAAAUGGGUCUGUCGGAUAUACCAGUCAACUAUAUGCAGCAGCAGCAACAACAACUCCAUCAUCAUCAGCACAAUCAUCAUCAUCAACUAAAUGCCGCGGCGGCCGCUGCACACGUUUUGGCAAUGGAGAACAGCGAACUUUUGAUGAGUCCCAAGGACAAAAUGUCCAGCAAAAAGAAAAUGCAUUUACUGAAGAAAAUCAAGAAACGCUUUGGACUCGUUCGCCGCUCGCCCUCCUCCUGCCCGGGUCCAAAUAAUCUGCCGCCUUUGCAAUUCCAUACGGUGCACGGCGACAAUAUACGCAUCUCGAGAGAUGGCACGCUGGCGCGUCGCUUUGAGAGCUUCUGCCGUGCCAUCACCUUCUCGGCACGUCCGGUGCGCAUCAAUGAGCGCAUUUGUGUGAAGUUUGCAGAGAUUUCGAACAAUUGGAACGGAGGCAUUCGAUUCGGUUUCACCAGCAACGAUCCGGCCUCGCUGGAGGGCGCAUUGCCCAAGUACGCGUGUCCCGAUCUCACAAAUCGUCCUGGCUUCUGGGCCAAGGCGCUGCACGAGCAAUACUGCGAGAAGGACAACAUUCUGUACUACUAUGUGAACAAUGCCGGCGAUGUCAUCUAUGGCAUCAACAAUGAGGAGAAGGGCGUCAUUCUAUCGGGCAUCGAUACGCGCGGCAUGCUCUGGACUGUGAUCGACAUCUAUGGCAAUUGCACGGGCAUUGAGUUUCUGGAUGCACGCAUUUAUAUGUACCAAACCCAGCAGCAGCAGCAGCAGUUGCCACAGCAGCUGGCACAUCAGCAACUGCAACAACAACAGCAGCAGCAACAGCAACAGCAACAACAACAGCUGCCACAGCAACAGCUCUCCGCACACCAUCCACUGCAGCAAUCGCGUCGUUCGCUGCCAGGCGGCGGUUCCGGCAUCGUGGCGGACCACGAACUGGAACGACAUGUGAUGCCAUCGCUGCAGUCGCUGCAUCUGGCCGGCACAGCCGCCGGCAUUGUGGAGCACGAUCUGGCGAAUGGCUUGCCACCGUUGCGCUAUAACGCCAAUGGACGCCUGAUACCCGUGCCCUUCCACAUUACCAAGGGUCGGAAUGUGCGGCUGUCGCACGAUCGCUUCAUUGCCUCGCGCACCGAGUCGGACUUCUGCCAGGGCUAUGUGUUCACGGCGCGACCCAUUCGCAUUGGCGAGAAGCUGAUUGUCCAGGUGCUCAAGACCGAACAGAUGUAUGUGGGCGCUCUGGCGCUGGGCCUUACCUCCUGCAAUCCGGCGCUGCUGCAGCCAAACGAUUUGCCCAACGAUUCUGAUUUUCUGCUCGAUCGCCCCGAAUAUUGGGUGGUCAGCAAGGACAUUGCUGCGGCGCCGCAGCGUGGCGAUGAGAUUGCCUUCUUUGUGGCGCCCAAUGGCGAGGUCAGCAUCAGCAAGAACAAUGGGCCAGCUGUGGUUGUCAUGCACGUGGAUCAAUCCCUCCAGCUGUGGGCCUUCCUCGAUGUGUAUGGCUCGACGCAAUCGCUGCGCAUGUUCCGUCAGCAGCUGCCCAAUAUGGUGGCCUAUCCCUCGCAGCCGCAGUUGGGCGCAGCUGGUGCUUGUGCUGCUGCCGCUGUCGUCGCUUCCUCCACAAAUGCCUCCAGCUCACGCAUGCUGCCCAUGACGGAGUCGCUGAACAGCCUGAAUGCCACACAGCUGAUGGGCGCAUCCAAAAUGCAAUUGAAUGUUACCCAGUCGACGAGCACCUUGGCCACCAAUGGCAACGGCAAUGGCAGCCGCAUGAUCAGCAUGCCCUCCAACGGCGACAUCCUGCAAAUCCAGCCAAACGGCGGCGGCACCGUGCUCGUCGUCAAUCUGCCCCCAGCCAACAGCUCGCACGAUCUCAAUGGCCAGCUAACAGCUCGACAGGUCGGCCCGACAGCGACCACUGUUAGCAGCAGCGGCAUUCUAGCCGGCGCCUGCUCUAGCGGUACCUUGAUCAGCACUACCAGCAGCCAGCAAUACAUUGAGCCCGUUGCCCAAAGCACAAACACAUUGAAUGGCAGCAAAUGGAAGGACAGCCUCAGCGAUCAGCAGAGCACCGACUCUAGUGCCGAGUGCACGAUUUGCUACGAGAAUCCCAUCGAUUCGGUGCUCUACAUGUGCGGGCACAUGUGCAUGUGCUACGAUUGCGCCAUCGAGCAGUGGCGUGGCGUUGGAGGUGGACAAUGUCCGCUCUGUCGAGCGGUGAUUCGCGAUGUCAUUCGCACUUACACCACUUAGAAUGCCAAUC
This is a messenger RNA of Drosophila navojoa, 2500 nucleotides long. RefSeq names its product E3 ubiquitin-protein ligase neur (gene neur). Gene Ontology annotation, molecular function: ubiquitin protein ligase activity. Lineage: Eukaryota; Metazoa; Arthropoda; Insecta; Diptera; Drosophilidae. The record is from RefSeq and is a predicted model, not a curated record.